Sclerotinia borealis F-4128 is the source of this 540-nucleotide messenger RNA. The record is from the annotation of a GenBank genome assembly. Lineage: Eukaryota; Fungi; Ascomycota; Leotiomycetes; Helotiales; Sclerotiniaceae.
AUGGGUUGUGGGUCCAGUAAAAUGGAUGAGGAGAUUGAGGGGAAGAAUAUUCGUUCUAUGACUUCUCGAGAUUCUGAUGAAUCCAAUGAUCAAAACAAUUACAACUGCGGUCGAUCUGAUGAACGCAACAGUCUUCACCGGGAAAAAGAAACUUGCCACAACCGAAAUAGAGAUCUUGAAUCGAAUGAAUGGAAACCUUUCGCAGCAGAUGAGAAACCCCAAAUGGGAGUAAUGACAGACGAAGACUAUUCACGAUAUCGAGAUACCGAGGAGCUAAGAAUGGAACACAAUUUGGCACGGGAUAUAAGUGAGUUAGAGGGUGACAAUGAAUACAUGGAAAGGGAAAUGAGAGAUAUUGAGAACGAACAUGGGUAUGAGGAAAGAUAUAGGGAGAGAGACAGAAACAGAGAUAGAGAUUAUGAAACUAGUCCAGAUAGUAGGAGAUAUCGAAGGGAUGAUGAUAGAUCAUACUACAGUAGUGAUAUCAGUCCCAUGAGUUCCAUGCUUUCUGUGCUGCAUGAAUCACCAGAGGAAGGCUAA